AUGGCGCUGGUCUCCGAAAAGCUGAGCGCUGAGCCGAAGAAAGCUCAACUCGCCUUUGAGGCUCCGAAAGCAGAGGAGACAGCUUCUGAGACGCCAGCUGCGCAGCUGACAAAGCAUGAUGAGCCCGCUGCUGAGGCUGCUGCGGAGGCCCCGCAAGCAGAGCCAGCUGCUGCGGCGCCGGCUGCCAAUGCAGUUCAUGAGAAGAUCGCUGCGGAGGCAACCCCAAUCCCAGAGUGCCUUGGCACACAGGUGCUGAUCGAAGGUCUCGAUCGGCACCCCGUGUUCAAUGGCCUUGCGGCACCUUCCUGGGAGUCCUGCCCACCGGACGCUGCCGCAUCUACCUCCCGGCGGUGA
Molecule: messenger RNA, 354 nt
Organism: Symbiodinium natans
Lineage: Eukaryota; Dinophyceae; Suessiales; Symbiodiniaceae
Source: the annotation of a GenBank genome assembly